Messenger RNA from Anopheles darlingi, 3683 nucleotides. RefSeq lists its product as uncharacterized. Lineage: Eukaryota; Metazoa; Arthropoda; Insecta; Diptera; Culicidae. Bases 549 to 3428 code for a protein of 959 amino acids. The transcript is spliced from 6 exons. The record is from RefSeq and is a predicted model, not a curated record.
GAGACAUCAUCUGGCACAGCUGCGGUAGUGCAAGAAGCCGUUCUAGACUCGUUUGCCAGAACGCAGAAAGAUUCUUGUUUAAAAAACUAUUUAAGUACUCAAGUGUUCAAACUGUGCAAGAUUUUCUAUCGGCGUUUAAAACGGAAGAGCAAAAUUCCGCGUGGAAUAGAUAAGAGAUCCAAGGUGCUGCUUGUUUUCCUUGGGCUAAAGUAGGCCGUGCAAAGUAGGCCGUGCAUCGUAGAGGGUGCGCGUAGGGGAAACGCAUCGAAUGCGCGCCGUAACCGCUGACGUUUUGGGCAAAUCGCGCCUUCGUCGCCCGCGACGACGACGAGUUUUUCUGGCUAGAAGAUUAGGGACGGAAUGUUCCUGUUGCUUAAUUGAGUGAUUAAAAGUCGAUCAUAGCAUGCACCUCAGGGUCAAGUGCAAGCGUAAGUGGGUUUGCUAAUCGGCACCGAGUGCUUGCACGCUAUUAUUCUAAUGCCCGUGGUCGGAAGAAGACCUUUGGCAUAAAGUGUGUGUGAAUCCGUGCAGUGUAGGAGACUAAAAUCAUGAUAACUAAACAACGCCUUAGUGAUAAUGCUUCCCUAGGCGAUAUUUCAACGAACUCGGUCUGUGAUGUAGCACAGGCGACGGCGAGUAGCGACGGAAGUAGUAGCGAUGCCAGCCGCAGCAAGACCGCCUCACAGGAGGCUCUGAAAUCUGAAGAUUACUCAAAUGGUCGUCGCCUACUACCUGACGACGAAAAAAAGGUGAUCCCUGGACCGUUUGCCCUCGAAGAUAGCUGUAAUGCGGUGGACAAUGCACUACGCCCCGAUCUCAAAGACGACGAGGAUAGCAAGGAGAGUGAUUUAUCCUUCAAUGGCAAAAUUAACAACCUAAAGGCUGACAAAACGAUAGCUUCCGUUGCGGCUAACGAUUCUGGAGUGGUUAUGACGGCCCCGGUGCGAAAGGCGCCGGAAUGUGAACUGAUAGACGCUACCAAAGGGUUCGAGCGGGCCGACACACGAAAGGAGAGCAUCGAACGUGCCCGACAGGAACGGCUCAACAAAUCCGCCGAAUUGUUGGCCAAGGAGAACAGCUCCUGGAUUCACUACAAUAACGAAAAGUCACCCGAUGUGUUUGCCGAUGAGGAUGACGAAGAAGAGGAAUAUUUUGGAAGACCGAACGACGACGACACCGAGCCGGAUGAGGUGGAUGAAGGCGUUGAGGUUCGACAGGCACGAAGCCAAAAGCUACGGCACAGCUCUGGAUUGGGAUUGCCCGAGAACGAACAGUCAUAUGACAAGCGUGAUCGGAUCGAUCACGUGGAGCGUGUUUGGUUGAAACGACUGCAACUGUCCCUGUCCGGUGUCCCACCGCCACCAUCGCUGACCUUCUCAAACAUGGACAUUGACCAGCUAUUGACACUUUACGGUGAACGCUCACAGCAAGUCACUAAACCGGACCGUAUCACGCCUGCAAAUGUUGCUGAUGAGCCUAAACCAAUCGAUACCCCGUCGCAAAUGAGUCUAGGGCCCGAAUGUCUCAGUAAACCGACCCACUCGAGCGAACAGCUGUCCUCGGCCGAAUGGCCCGACCUGCUAAAGUGUCGUGCCCAUGGUCUGCACUACAACAAAUCGACGGUCACGGAAAAGCUGGAAUUGCUCGGAUUGAAGUACGUCGAACGAUACAUUGGUGCCGAAACCAGUUCAUCGUUCAACAUGACACAUUCGCCGUCUAGUGCGAAGAAGCGCAACCAACGGAUGAAAAUGCUGAAUCAAUCACCCGGUAGUCGCCUAAGCCAUCUGGCUAGACGACGCGCGAUCUUUUCAUCGGCAAACCUGCUGAACACUAACAAAGCUGCUGGUAGCGGCGUUGCAAACAACAACACCGGUGGUAAUUUCUCGAAAGUGCAUAUACUGUCACGAUUGAAUCCAUUCCGGCUGUGCAAUAGACAAGUUCUGCUAGACCCAAAAAAAUCGGAUAACCGUCGUAAGAGUAAAAUAAAAACUCCGAAACGUCGAACACCUAGUGCUGUUAAAGCUUCACCCCAUCGCCGUACUCCCGGUUCGUCAGCGAAAAAACGACCUACCAUAGUUACCGUCAGUGCCAGUUGCUCUCAACCACUGCACGUUCCGGCGACUCGCGAAUCUUCCAAGCGUGCCUUGUUCCUUAGUCCACAAAACGGUGACCAUGGGUCGGGUAGUGCUGCCGCUGUGGUGUCUGCUAGCAGAUUCGAUUCUCGUCCCGUUAGUAGCAGUAAACAGCAGCUUGAUCGCGUAAUCUUCUCGGAAGCACGUAUGAUGCGAUCGAAACGUACCCUGCUGUUUUCACCGCAGAAAGGUGAUGAAAAUCGUACGGCAACGUCUGCUGCCAUUUCAUUCAAAAGAGCUCGAUCACCGGAGGGCAACGAUGUUGACGGUGGUAGGUACCAACGCCAUAACAAUACCGGUGAGCGAACGGAGAAAAUACGGCGUACCGAAGGUUCCGGGCUAACGGAAGACGAUCUAACGCCACGGUCGUUGAAGUUUGCGCGUAGCAAGAGCUUCUGUGUUGGAGCACAAGCGUCAAACGAUGGAAAUUCACAAACGCUGCCCGAAUGCAACGGUAAAUCCUUGUUUCGGGCCAACUCGGCUAUCACCUCGGAGGACGGCAACAGACCGGUGAUGGUUCUUACGGAAAACCACAAAAAGAAACUAUUAUGGGCUGUUUCGCAAGCGCUGCAAAGUAAGCAGAUAACGGUGAAGCACGAGUCGUUCAAACAGCAUGCGUCGAACCUGGUACGCGUUGUCAAGAAACUGUUUCUAGAGUUCAACGACAAUUCGAUCAACAGUACGAGCGAAAAAUUACUAAGACUGGCCAACAAGCACGUUUUCGAGGUGAUACAGGGCAAGAGCGUGGACGAUAUAUACUUCCGCGAGAAGACGCGCAUCCUGAACGCGCGCAACAUGCCGAAACUGCAGGGUUACAUAGGUCCGGAGGAGUAUGAGAUGCGUCAGCUGAGGCGUGCCGGAUCGAUGGCCAGCUCCCUGGACGUACCAUCACUGGACUGUUCAUCGACGCUCGGUGCGAGCCAAAACUUCCUAAGCCAGACUUCCGUGUUUUCGCAAACCUCAUCGGUGUUCGAUUUAUCGCAACAGUCGGACACGGGUAGCGUUCGCGGUGGAAUGCGGCCGGCCGCCUCGACCGGUAACCUCAGCUCGACGAUGGAGGUGCCUCCGAUGGGCUCCACCACGGUAUUGCGCGAAAAUAUCAACAGCGAGCUGCGGCAGCGAUCGUCGCAGAAGCAAGUGUCCUUUUCGGGGAAGGACUCAAAGUGCGUGAUUCCUUACGCGGCAACCGACAAGGUCCCUCCCAACAACAAACUGCUGGUCGGUGGUGGUGGUGGUGGUGGUGUUGCCCUGACAUCCAGUAUCUUGAAGGCGAAACGACAGAUAUUGUUCGAGUAAACACGUCAUUGGAUAAGACAUUCUGCAGCUACCUCCCGCUCCCCUUCCCAGGACGACACUAGGACCCUGGAGACUGAAGAACUGUUAACUCUAGGUUACUACGAUAACUUAUUUCCGCGAUCGCAUCUCACUUGGGGUCGGUUGGGAAAAAUAUUAUAAUUUAUGCGUUUGCGUUGCUUGAUUUUCUCCUUUUUUCUUUUUCUCUUGUUUCUUUUAAUGAUAAUGAUCUAGCUUGAAUAAACUUAACAUUGCAUC